This is a messenger RNA of Seriola aureovittata, 2533 nucleotides long. It is a transcript of the gene mief2, whose product is annotated as mitochondrial elongation factor 2. Gene Ontology annotation, biological process: positive regulation of mitochondrial fission; mitochondrion organization. The transcript is spliced from 8 exons. Bases 208 to 1611 code for a protein of 467 amino acids. Lineage: Eukaryota; Metazoa; Chordata; Actinopteri; Carangiformes; Carangidae. The record is from RefSeq and is a predicted model, not a curated record. Gene Ontology annotation, cellular component: mitochondrial outer membrane.
UUAAUAGGACGAAGAAGAAAACAGCAGCUGUUAGCUAGCUGGCUGAGUUAUAUUUAACCUAUGGCAGAGAGCGACAGAUAGUACGCUUUGUUGAUAAAAAAAAAAAAAAAGGAUCGAAAGACGUAUUUAAACAAACGCUAAUGGUUUGGGGUCAGACUACUAUACUUCUCUCCGCACUGUGUGGCUAACCACAAAGAAAAGGAAGCAAUGAACUUCCAGGGUAGUCGGAGGCGAGGGGAGGAUGGCAUUGCCAUGGUGAUUGAUUUCCUGCUGUCUAAUGCCCGGCUGGUUCUGGGAGUUGGUGGGGCUGCCCUGCUCGGAAUUGCUACACUGGCAGUGAAACGGUUGAUAGAGCGUGCGGGCCGUGCAGCCGACGAUGAAAAGGUGGAGCAGAAGAUGGCUGAGAGUUGGGAGGAGUUGAGUUUGGUCUCAGCUUCCCCCACACUAAUCAAGAGGGGCAUAGAGGGCGUGGUGAUGAAGCAUGUUGCCAAGGCAACCAGACAGCAGAAAGCUGACCUGUGCCAGCAACCUCAGAUGUCCUCUCCGGAGGUGUCUAAGCCUGAGUCAAAGUCCAAGAGGCUCCAGCUCUGCGUCCUCAGUUUGCAGGAGCGUCUGCAGCAGUACUAUAACACAAGGGCGGCACUAGCUCCACAUGAGGUCCAGAGGGCUCAGUCUCUUGCUCUGGACAUCUGCACUGAGAUCCAGGGCUUUAUGCACAGCCGUCACCCCGACAUGCCACUGGGAGAAAUGAGCCUUGGAGGUUCACUGCUGGACGACCUGCAGGUGGUCAGUGCGGAUCACGCGUGUCUGUUGGUGCCCCUAAAGCUGGAAGCUUCUUUGUGGAGUCUCAUCCCCGGAGAACAAACACUGCUCACACACCCACUGCACUGGAUGGUCCGACGGGUCAAUGUGGAAUAUUUCCCCAAAGGACGGAGCUACUGGGACAGGUACCUGGUGGGUGGUUACCUGUCUGCAGAAGCUGUUGUGAGCAUGUUUAAUAAGGCUGUCAUGGAAACUAUAAACUGGCCGUCAAUCAGCAGCACUAUCGACUGUCUCGUCAGACCUGUACUGGGAGGACCGGACCUGAGACUGGAGAUCCGGCCUCGAGAUGAAAGAGAGGGAGCAGAGAGCAGUGACCAACCCCUGUUCAUCUCCAUGUUGCCUCUGCUGAGGCAGGGGGACGUGGCUCUGACUGCUCAGCCUGAGCUCACCUCUCCCUGGGUCAACGCCUGGCACCUGUCGCUCUACCCAUGGGAAACUCAGCGCCUAGCUCAACUCGACGCCGCUGACGAUGGAUACCGCAGACACACGCUUAAAAUCCUGAAGGCGGUGUGCAGACUGAACCCUGCCCUGCGACCACUCAAAGCUGCCCCGCUGGCCAAUCUCAUCCUGCACCUCAGUGACAGUGAGAGCGACUGGUCCGAGAUCAGCCUGGAUGUAAGAUUCCAGCAGUGUAUCACGGAGCUGAUUGGCUACCUCGAGCAAGGGGCGUUACACAGUUACUUCAAACCAGCUGUCAAUCUGCUGAGCGGCUUGUCAGAGGACCAGGUGGACCAGAUGGGCUUCAUGCUCUACUGUGCCGUGUCAGAGCCGGAAAUACUGUUCAUAUAAAUGUCUGCACACACGACACUUCACUUGGCAACCUCAAAGGAUCAACAGAUCAAAGGAGUAAUCUUUUAUCGUCCACGAUGUUUGGUUCAAGGCAAAGAUGUAUUCUUCCCACUGCCUACUCUCCCACUUUAGCUUUUCUAUCCCGCACUGAUGAAAGGUAAAAGGGAACAGUUGCAAUGACAAAAUGGCAGGCACCAUGAACUGAUCUCUGCACUGGAGGAGGACGGGAAGUUACAAGGAGGCUGCAGAUGAGAAAGUGAUGAUGAAGCUAAGAAAAUCACUCGGAGAAAAGGAGAUGAUGGGCUGAGGAAGUGUUAAAAAAUGUUUGAAAUGAUGCUUCGGGAUGUACGUGAUCAUAACUCCCCACACACCAGAGCCAAAUCUGUAUUUAAGCUUGAGUGAUUAUUAUUUUUCACAGGGAGUCAGAGGUCAACAUGGCCGCACAGAGUUCUGUAUAAACAUUAAAAGCAGGGGAGGAGUACAGUUUAAUGCUUAAGUUAUCCUCCAAUUGAUAGAGUUUGUGCUCUGCAUCAUUUUCCUAAAUCUCCUUUAAUAUAUUCUAACUAUGCAGAAAAAUAACAACCUGCAGAAAACCACCAGGUUUUGCUGCACUUAUUCAAAACUAUCAGUGUAUCUGAAUUGGGUUUAUUUAACUCAGUGUGUGUAUUUUAUCAUACUGAAGGUUGAAGUGUGCAAUCAUUUUUGUCUUUAGUCUUCAGUCUGUUGCCAAUCUUAUUUGGGUAAACUAACCUUCUAAAUUAUGGUUAAAGUUGCCUGAUAAUUGUAUGCAGUUGCUUUUAAAUACAGUAUGAAUGUGGGCAUUUCUUCUGUGGUUUUCUUUUUGCUGGGUGUGAGAGAAAUACAUUUUCUGUGAUUGAACAGUGAAACUGCAAAUAAAAAUUAAAACUUGUUUAGAUUCUCA